CGCAACUCCCUGACAGAAUCAAGUGUGUACAAAACAUCACCCGUACCCCAGCAUCACUUAGAUUACAUUUGUACUGAAGUGACAAAUUUACGAAGUGUUUUGUGUAGUUGCAAUACUUUUUGCCAUGGAGAGGUUCUCUUUUCUACUUUUUUGCCUGCUUUGUGUUCUGGUUAGUUUAAGCACUGGACAGCACCAUUUACGUGCGCGAAUGGGGCCAUGGAGACACAGAAUCCAAUGGGAGAACAACGGUCGGAUGUAUAGUUUACUCAGCACGGGGUCUGAAUAUCUCGCACCGGCGAGGAAACUACCUGCUCAGCUCUAUCUGACCACCAAUAAUGAUUUCAAUAUACGUCACCCACCUUCCCCGAGGGACACGGUGCCGGUGGCGGGAUACCCAGGAGCGCGUCCCCCUCCCCAAGGAGGCACCGGUUCCACUUCCAACGGUACUGAUUCCGGGUCUCUCCAGGAGUUCUCAGGCAGUGGGAUACCGAGGGGAGGACGAAACACUACUCGGGUUGAUGUCAGCCUGCCGGUUCCGCGACAGGUCUCUGUGUCACCGGUCAAAAGCGAAGAGAAUGCGCAUGAUCAGGGCACGAGCCAAGCGCGACAUGAGACCCCAGAAGCAUCAGCCCACCCACCCACAUCUGGCUACGUGAAUAAUUCCGAGGAUGCAGACAACAGACAACGUGCCCAGCGCAUUGCCCAAGCAGCGGAUUCUAUUCCCUCGUCCAGACGCAUUCCAGCUCCAGAAUCAAAUACAUCUCCAACUGCGCUGAGUGCGCUUUCUAACAAUGGCGUGGAGGCGCACAUCACUCGCUCGCAGCCCCAGCAACCGAGGAGGGUUGAAAGUAAUAAUAUGAUAGGUGAUUAUGAUGAUGAUCCCACGGACCCAAAUAAAAACCACCAAAAUUCUGUUUUUUAUAACGGAAGAACCAGAGAACCUGUGCGUCUUCCACCGGGAACAGGCUAUGGCACCAGAUUAUUUCAUAACGGUCUCCCAGACCUUGUCCCUGACCCCUACUAUAUCCAAGCUGCUUCUUAUAUUCAACGGGUUCAGAUGUAUGCCCUGAGAUGUGCAGGAGAGGAAAACUGUCUGUCACGGUCAGCGUAUCGACCAGGUGUCAGAGACAUCGACUACAGGACUCUACUGAGGUUUCCUCAGAGGGUGAAGAACCAGGGGACUGCCGACUUCCUCCCAGUCAAACCCAGACACCAAUGGGAAUGGCACAGCUGCCACCAGCACUACCACAGCAUGGAGGCCUUCAGUAACUAUGACCUGCUGGAUGUCAUCACAGGCAGGAAGGUGGCAGAGGGACACAAGGCCAGCUUCUGUCUGGAGGACACGAGCUGUGACCCGGGAGUCCGCCGACGCUUCGCCUGCACAGCACACACACAGGGAUUGGGUCCUGGUUGCUAUGAUACCUACAAUGCCAACAUUGAUUGCCAGUGGAUUGACAUCACAGACGUGCCACCAGGAAACUAUAUUCUCAAGGUGACGGUAAACCCAGCUAUGCAAGUGCAGGAGUCAGAUUUCUCAAACAACAUAGUGAAGUGUGACAUCAGGUACACAGGAAGCUAUGUCCAUGCCAGGAACUGUAGGAUCACUGGGUAA
This is a messenger RNA of Oncorhynchus kisutch (coho salmon), 1612 nucleotides long. Its product is annotated as protein-lysine 6-oxidase-like. The record is from RefSeq and is a predicted model, not a curated record. The transcript has 5 exons. Gene Ontology annotation, biological process: peptidyl-lysine oxidation; collagen fibril organization. Lineage: Eukaryota; Metazoa; Chordata; Actinopteri; Salmoniformes; Salmonidae. Gene Ontology annotation, molecular function: protein-lysine 6-oxidase activity; copper ion binding. Bases 125 to 1612 code for a protein of 495 amino acids.